Messenger RNA from Mizuhopecten yessoensis (Yesso scallop), 733 nucleotides. RefSeq names its product beta-galactosidase-1-like protein 2. Gene Ontology annotation, molecular function: beta-galactosidase activity. Gene Ontology annotation, cellular component: vacuole. Gene Ontology annotation, biological process: carbohydrate metabolic process. The transcript has 5 exons. The annotation marks the transcript as partial. Lineage: Eukaryota; Metazoa; Mollusca; Bivalvia; Pectinida; Pectinidae. The record is from RefSeq and is a predicted model, not a curated record.
UCACCCUUUCCACACGUGUGGUGGAGAAAUACCUGUCCGACGUUAUGCCUAUUUAUUAUAAGUUUGUCGUGUAAAAACAACGUAACGAAUACAAGAAAGGUUCUCCCUGAUGUAAAUAAGGAGUGAAGGGUGCACCAUGUGGCCGUGGGAAUGGAAAGAUACGUUGAAACGGCGCAAGGAUGGAUACGGUCCUGUAAACACUGACGAUGAUGAAUCUAAAUCUAAACGGCACAAACAACUAACAAAACCCUUAUUAGAUAAUAACUACAAAAAAGGAUUCAUUGCGAUUUUAGUCAUAGCAGCUAUAAUUCUAUUUUUUGGCUGGCCUCGGGGAGGCUUCAAAGGAGAGGUCCCUGAUGUGUCUCACAUUAAACAUCGCUACAAAAGCCACGGUAGUCUCACCUUCAAAAGCGGAGAGUUUUAUCUUGAUAAAUAUCCAAUCAAAAUUAUCAGUGGUACCAUGCACUACUUCCGAGUUGUCCCGAGCUAUUGGGAGGAACGUAUGUUAAAAAUGAAAGAGUGUGGAUUAAACACGCUGCAAACAUCAAUUCCAUGGAAUCUACAUGAGAAGGAACAAGGGAUAUAUGACUUUGGUCAGAAUCUAAACUUGGGAGAGUUCCUGGAAACGGCCAAAAGGGUGGGGCUUCACGUCAUUGUCAGUAUUGGGCCCUACAUUGGCAGUGACCUUGAACUUGGAGGUCUUCCAAGUUGGUUGUUACGCGACCCUGACAAG